This is a messenger RNA of Spirodela intermedia, 300 nucleotides long. The record is from the annotation of a GenBank genome assembly. NCBI's taxonomy places the organism in Eukaryota, Viridiplantae, Streptophyta, Magnoliopsida, Alismatales, Araceae.
AUGGAGCUAACGGCGGCAGAGCUGAGAGCGUACGAUGGAUCCGAGGAGGGAAAGCCCAUCUAUGUUGCGGUGAAAGGUACUGUGUACGAUGUCACCUCCGGGAAGGGCUUCUACGGUCCCGGCGGUUCUUACUGCAUGUUCGCGGGGAGGGACGCGAGCCGCGCGCUGGGGAAGAUGAGCAAGAGUGAGGAGGAAGUCUCCGGGAACCUCGAUGGCCUCACUGAGAAGGAGCUCGGUGUCCUCGACGACUGGGAGAAGAAGUUUCAGGCCAAGUACCCCGUCGUCGGCCGCCUUGUGUAA